UCUGUUUUCGUAUAUCCUGACAGUUAACCGCGAAUGAUAAUGUAAUGCGAUCUCGAUUACGUAAUCGUGGCCACCCUCGCUUUGUGACCAUUUUUUUUAUCACACAUUCUCCUUUUCGGCUUUGCUAUCUUCAUUAUCAGUUAGGUAACACGCUCACGCACACAAUAUAUCAUUUCACGUAUAUCGUUUCGGAGCCAGGGAACAAUGGCAGGCAGACUUUUAACAAAUCGUUUGCGACCUGUGAUGAUUCAAAGUCGUGGAUUACUUACAGAGGAUAGAAUUGGGAAUAGGGAUGUUGUGGGCUAUGGCUACAAUGGAGAACCUGCCUAUUUGGACAGAGCAGAUUUCCCGAUGCCUGCAAUUCGUUGGAAGGAGAAUACUCCUGAUAUUAUGGCCCUGAGAGAAAAGGAAAAAGGAGACUGGAAGAAGCUGAGCAUUGAAGAGAAGAAACAACUAUAUCGUGCUAGUUUCCGCCAGACGUUCAGUGAAAUGGACGCACCGACAGGAGAGUGGAAAGGCAUCGUGGGAAUGAGUAUGCUGGUUAUAACUUCCGGUUUAUGGUUAUACAUGUAUUUCAAAACAUUCGCCUACCCACCAUUGCCGGAAACAAUCACGGAUCCAGAGCGUCAGUUGGCACAGUUAGAACGUAUGAGGAAACUCGACAUGAAUCCGAUCGAAAGCCCGAUUGCUGCUAUGAGAGAAAAAUAAUUAGUUUGUAACUUCAAUAAUUAGUAAUUGUACAGUAAAAAUCCAUCUCUAAAUAUUGCGCUUAAACAUUGUAUGUUAUAACUGGCAUGACAAAAUUUUAAUAAAUGCCAUGGUAACGUGAGAACGCUA
Messenger RNA from Odontomachus brunneus, 837 nucleotides. Its product is annotated as cytochrome c oxidase subunit 4 isoform 1, mitochondrial-like. Lineage: Eukaryota; Metazoa; Arthropoda; Insecta; Hymenoptera; Formicidae. The transcript has 4 exons. Bases 205 to 708 code for a protein of 167 amino acids. Gene Ontology annotation, biological process: mitochondrial electron transport, cytochrome c to oxygen. The record is from RefSeq and is a predicted model, not a curated record.